Strongylocentrotus purpuratus (purple sea urchin) is the source of this 10270-nucleotide messenger RNA. Its product is annotated as protein transport protein Sec16A. The record is from RefSeq and is a predicted model, not a curated record. Gene Ontology annotation, cellular component: endoplasmic reticulum exit site; ER to Golgi transport vesicle membrane. Lineage: Eukaryota; Metazoa; Echinodermata; Echinoidea; Camarodonta; Strongylocentrotidae. The coding region runs from base 131 to 6808 and encodes 2225 amino acids. Gene Ontology annotation, biological process: autophagy; Golgi organization; COPII vesicle coat assembly. The transcript is spliced from 28 exons.
UUUCAGAAAUGUUCCGUGCGUAAGGCCAGGCCGUACGUAAGCUCAAUGCAUUAGCUAAAGACACGUAGCAGUCGAGAUUUGCUAACAGAUUGUCAAAUCCUUGUCUACAUUGUAGGAGGUUCCUUAGAUCAUGUCAGCAAAUGAAGGGUCUGGGAAUCCCAAUGGAACGUCAGCUUAUUUCAACAAUGGCUCUGCUGAUGGAAACAGUCCUGGCUUCUUUGACCACAAUCAACCCAACAUGAAUCAGUGGGACUUUCCACCUCAGGACCAGACCUCUGCUCCAGGGGGAAUCCCCCAAGACCUACAGCACCAACAACAGUAUCAACCUCAGCAGGCUCCCCAGUUUUACAACCCUGCAGAGUUCCCGAAGGCUGCAGCCGGUCAGGAGCCCGAAAUCUUCAACCCUUACAGUGGAGGAAAUGCAUAUCAGCACCAGCAACCUUUCUCUCAAGACGGGUUUCAGCAGCAGCAGCAGCAGAACGACUACGGCCAGCAGCAGGUCAACCCGAAUGACUUCGGGGAAAGCACACCCCAGCAGCAGCAACAGCAGCAGACACUGAAUCCUGAGGGUGAUCAUGGACAGAUGCCCUAUCAACAAGGAUGGCAAGCACCUUCUGAUCCUGACUAUGGACUUUCUACUUCAGUAAGCCAAGCUGAAGGACAGGAUGGACACUGGCAAAACCAAGGCAACCAUACUGGACAACAAGCGAAUGAUAGCUAUCCGUCAGAUCAAUUCGCACAUCCUGGAUAUGGUUAUGGAACAGAUAUGCAUCCUUCGACGAACAACCAUCAAGAAGGUGGCCAUUCUGAAAAUCCCACACAGAAUUUUGAGCAGGAAGAUACCUCAGGAAACUCAGGAUUUGGUGCAUUUUUCAAUGAUGAUGGAUCAGACUUUGUGAUUUCAAGCGAUAAAGGAAGUGCACAGAUCAGCGCGAAUGUGAGUGAAAGGACUAGCCCUGAUACAAGUGCACCUGAUCCCAAUAGUCAAUCACAGACAAAUGAACGAGGGCAUUUACAAGAAAGUGCAAAAUCAGAAAUUUAUCAAACAAACUCAAACAGUGAGCCAUUCCAACCUUCUCCACUAGGUAGCAGUCACAUACCUACAUCCGGCUAUGAUCAGACUUCCGAAAGAAACAUGGCCAGUCCAGGAGAAAUACAGGACAGGACCACAGAGUCAUCCAUAUUGAAUCAAGACAGUCAAAGUGUUGCCCCUCUAAGCAGCACCUUUGGUUCUCCCCAUGAUUGUGGUAGUGCUGUGACUGAUAACAGCAAUUUUGAGGGACUCCAGUCAGAGCCAUAUAACCAAAGUCCAAAUGAAAGCAAUUCUGUGCCAAACUCUGACAUUGAGCCUGUCCAACGUGAAGAAUCUCCAGCUCACUCAUUGGUGUUGAACCCUUCUGAGAGUGCAGAAGUGGUCCAUCAGUUGGAUGCCUGUCACUCGGUGCCUGUGUCUUCGCUGUCAGCGCAGUCCAGUCAACAGGAUGCAGAGUCGUUUGUGAAACCACUACCACCUCCAGUAUCUCAAGAAGAAUCACCACUAUCCUCUCUGAGGAGUGAUGGUGGUGAUCUUCCAAGCAGAGUUGAUGGACCUGAGAAUACCGCUGUAUCUGCAACAAAUUCUGGGCCACCUUCUACCCAGGAUCCAAAUGCCAGUCAAACUGAUGAUCCCAUUGUCCCCACACAGCCCUUACCACAGCAACACCAACAGACACACCAGCAACCUUAUCAACAACCACACCAACAACCACCUGUAAAUCCUAACCAGUCAGACCUGACUUCACCCUCAAAUCCAUCUUCUCUCUCAAACCACUCAUCCCUUGAAACAAGUAAAUCAUCAGAGCCAGAGGAUUCUGGAAAGAAACGCUCAGACUCGCUCUCAUCAGGCUCUCAUCCAAGUGCUUUUCGACAAGUGCGCGGUCAUCAUGGUCAUAGAGAUAUCUCUGUGAACCCUUCCCCACCCUUAUGGCAAACAGAAGUCCCUGCUCUUCCAGGGAACAUUCUUUUGGCUCCUGCUCUGAAUAUAUCAACCAAUAUGAAUCCAUUAGGACCUAGUACCUUAUCAUCACCAUCGCUGUCAACUCCAAGACAGCUUGCUCACUCUGUUGCCUCUGUGAGUGUGCCACCAGUACCAUCAGUUGCUGCUUCACUACUUGCAGGAACUAACAACCCUGCUCCACAACCUCCAGUUAGCAACGGUAGCCAACCAAAGGCAACAACAUCAGCACCAACUCAUGUGCAACAGGUAACCCAGAGUGUUUCCCAACUGGAUAUGAGCAAGACUGUGCCUAACCCGUCAACAUCAGUCGUGCCCCCAAUGAGCAAUGUUCAAGGUGUCCAUAUAGGCCAACAACAGCCACAAAUGCUAAACCCAAACCUUAACCCAAACCCAAGCCAAAAUCCUGUUGCCUACGUCCAACCUGUCGCCUUGACACAACCUAAUCCCGUUCAGCCAACUGCUCAGCAACAAAAUGUUGUUCAGCCACAAAUGAGUCAAGCACAGCCAGCAAUGUCAGUGCAAGGAAUACAACCAACCAAUCCUGCAGUUCCACCUCAGGGAUUUGGUGUUGCCAGUACUCCCCUGCAGCAACCACAACAGCUUAGUGGUAACAUGCCAAACCAGCCACAGCAAACAAAUAUGAACAACCCACCACCUUUGCAACAACAAAAUGUUGUUCCUGGGCAACAGGGUGUAACUGCAGUGCAACCUCAACAGCCAUUACAACAAGACUAUCAACACCAGCAGCAGCAAAUGCCACUACAACAGCAACAACAACCACAAGGACCCCAAAGUCAGCAGCCUGGUUACAACCAAUACCCGCCUGGGCAGGGAGGCCAGUGGUACCCCACCGCAGCAGGCAGACAGCCCUACCCUCAGGGUAGCUACUACCAGGGCGGUGGGUACGGGCCAGGGUACAGGGGCUACGGGUAUGGCAGCCCCUACGCUCGCCAAAGCGGCUACGCCAGGCAGGACCAAUACUACCAGGGGUACGCCCAGCACAUGCAGCGAACGCCACAGAGGUCGGCUGAAGGUCAGGUACGGGAGAGACCACAGUCGAGGCAGGGGAGUGAGAGGCCCACGUCGCGGCAGGGAUGGCAAGAUGAACAGGAUUAUGACCAGAGGUAUCAAAGGAGUAGGAGAGAUCCUAGGUAUUACGCAGGUGUGGAUGAGUAUGGUCGUCCUUAUGACAGACGCUAUUAUGAAUACUACAGAAGGAAACAGAGCAGCCAAUACAAGGAUGAGGAUUAUCAGAAGUAUUAUGAACAACAGUGGAACAGGUCAGGUUCUCAGCCAUACUCACAAGAUGCAUCAUCCAAUGUAUCAGACGCAUCUCUAACGGAGAAGAAAGACGACAGCCAAAAUGAGAGUUUCAAAGAAGACUUCCACCACCAAGGUGGAGGCACGCCUGAACACUACGGCACCGAUCAGAGCGCCAUCUACCCCUCCUCCUCCUCUGGGUACGACACCACCGACCCACGCUGGAGGAGAGAUCAGGGCUACUAUGACGGUAUGAAUGCAUCAGACAGGGCAACCUAUGACGGCAGUCAGUACUACAAUCAAGAUCAAUCGUGGCAGCAUGAGGAGCCGCAACAAAGUUCUUUCACACCCCCUCCACCGGAGAGGCGUACUCCGGUCAAGCACCCCCUACCCCACGUAAUAGCCAGGUUCAGCCCUGGUGGUCAGCUCAUCAAGGUCUUGCCCAACGUGCCAGCUGAUGGCAUGCCAGCUUUGGUGGAGGUUCACAAUUUAGAGACAAUGAUUGAGCAUUGCGAUGAAGUUGCAGAAUACAAAGGCUAUCCUGGUCCGUUGAUCAAGGGAGAGACACACAAGAAUGAUGUCCUGCAUUUUGCUUCCGCCCAAGCCACGGAGUGCAGAAAGAGCACAGACCUUUCAGAUAAAGAAUCGGCAGCCCUACUCUGGGACCUGCUUGUGUUGCUUUGUCGUCAAAAUGGGACCGUUGUCGAGACGGACAUUUCAGAUCUUCUUCUCAAGGACCACCCGAUGACAAGCAGGGAACCAUCGUCUUCAGAAGAAGGGACGGCGGACGGAGAAGCAACGCAGGACGGAGCUGAUAUAUCUGACGUGCUCUCUCUGCUGCCCAAGUCUAAUGAUGCCCAGGACGCGGUAAAGCAGACUCAUAGGUUUAGAGAGCUACUCCUGUUUGGUAGGAAGAAGGAAGCACUGGAGUGGGCCAUGAAGAGAGGUCUUUGGGGUCACGCACUUCUCCUAGCCAGUAAGAUGGACAACAGGACACAUGCCAGUGUCAUGACAAGGUUUGCCAACAGUCUUCCAAUGAACGAUCCUCUGCAGACCUUGUACCAGCUGAUGUCAGAUCGACAACCUGCUGCCGUCACCAGCUGUAACGAUGAAAAGUGGGGUGACUGGCGCCCUCACUUGGCCAUGGUGAUGUCCAACCUGAGCAGCAGCGCUGAAGUGGGCUUCAAGAGCGUUGUGACUUUGGGAGAUUCCUUAUCAUCGAGAGGUCUGCUUCAUGCGUCUCAGUUCUGCUACCUGAUGGCUCAGAUAGGCUUUGGUAUCUACAGCAAGAAGACCACCAAGAUUGUGCUUCUCGGAUCAAGUCACAACCUGCCUUUCAACAAGUUCUCGACCAACUCGGCCAUCCAACUGACAGAGAUCUAUGAAUACGCUCAGAUGCUGGCAAACAAGCAUUAUCUCAUUCCAAACUUCCAGGCUUACAAAUUCAUCUAUGCCUGCAGGCUCGCUGACUUCGGCUUUACAUCACAGGCAUUGAGGUACUGUGAGACAAUUGCAAACACAAUCCAGUGCUCUCCUAACUACUACAACAGUACACUUGUGAGCCAAGUGUGCCAGUUGUCAAACAGGUUAAAACACCAUGAUCCCGAGUUCCAUGACAUGAGGGAAAUCACUGAGCCUCAAUGGAUUGUUCCACUAGAGAAUAUAUUCCUGCAGAUAAAUGAGGGACAAUUAAAACCACCCUCGUCAUCCGGCACCCCCAUGCCGUGGGUGGAAUCAUCCUCUAACCUGAGCACACUGGGUGCGGAGAGCACAGACGGGACAGUCCAAGCCAUGGGUGAAGGGGUGUCAACGUACCAGUAUGAUGGAUACCAGCAAGACCAGGCUGGAGGAGGUCAAGGAUACGAAGGUCAAGGAUAUGAAGGUCAAGAUGACCAACAACAAGCAGUCAACCAAUACCAGGACCAGCAAACCGACCAGCAACAAGUGCCCUUCUAUGACUACAACCAACAACAGCAGCUACAACAACAACAACAACAAUACCAACAACAACAACAACAACAACAAGAUGGUACACAACCUACUGGCCAACAGCAGCAGCAGCAGCAGCAAAAUCCAUAUUACCAACAUGAGAAUUACCAGCCUUACAACAACCAGCCCAUCAGUAGCAACUUUGCACCUAAUCAGGAUCCUGGGGCAUCGAUGGGAAGUAACAUCUCAGAGUACAGCACAACAACGAACGCUUCAGAGACAGAGGGAGACUCGACUGAGUUUGAACAAAGUGGUGCAUCACAGUUUGAUUUCAACAGCUACAAUAAGAUGCAGCAGCAGCAGAAUAAUAGGAGCAGGACCAACACCCUUAGCUCCAUGGCUGGUCCCCCAUCCCCUCAGAAGACCCUGACCCCACCGGACUCGCCCAACUCCUUCAACGACCCCAGACACAGGGCCAGGACCAGGACCACGUCAGGAGGGUCUAACGUAUCGGCUGCUAGUCAGAAGGGGAAGCAGCAGCAGCAGCAGCCUGAACCUAAGGCACAGAAUAAUAAACCCAAACCAAAGUCUUCACAGGGCGGCUGGCUACGUUGGUUCAACAAAAAGCUGGGCGGCUCCAACAUCCAUCUUCCAGAUGACACAAAGAAAACGAUCGAAUGGGACCCGGUCAAGAAGACGUGGGUCAACAAGGGAGAAGAAGAUGCGGACGAGGCAGACAGCGGACCCCCACCUCCACCUCCCUCUGAUCUAGAAAUCUCUGGCUCUGCCCCUCCCUCUGCUAAUCCUUCAUCUACCAUGCAGCCUCCUGGGUCUACCCCUGGGCUUGGGGGAGGGAUGGGCUCCACAGCAGCACCCCCUCCUGCUGGAGCCAACAAAUUCUCACGCAAGUUUGGUGCUGGUAACUAUGUGGACAUUCUAAACCAGGGCAAAGGUACUUCAUCACUUGCCAAGACAGGAGGAGACACAAGCAGUCUAUUCCAGACCCUACCAGCACCCAUCAAUGCCGCACCUGUCAAUUUCUUCAUCCCAGACUCAUCUGCAUCAGAAGACACCCAGACCUCCAACCAGGAAGGCGAUCCUCAAGUUGGCAACCCAGGGUCACGACCCCACAGUCCACAUCGUGGGCUAGGAGUAGGAGCAGUGCAACAGAGUAGUGAAAACCUUUCUCGCACUAGUUCGAUGAGCGAUCUCUCCAAUGAGGUCAGUCAGCAUAUGGCCCAUCAGCCCUCAACCCAGCCACCUCCAUCUUGGCCACAAGAGGGCGGUAAUGCCCCGCAACAACAUCAGCAACAUCAGCCACAGCAGCAACAACAUCAGCCACAGCAGCAGCCACAACAUCAGCAGCAGCAACAACAUCAGCAACAACAACAUCAACAGCAACAGCAGCAACCACCACAGCAGCAGCAACAUCAGCAGCCACAACAACAUCAGCAACAACCCGCUGAACCCCCAGGAGUUCCCAUGUUCUACAACCCUCAGCAGUUUGCCACUCCUGGAGCAGCAGCCGCGGCGCCCACUGGGUUUGGUGUCGGGGCCGGAACCGAGGGUCCGGGGGCGAAGAGGGGGUAUGGACAGCCCAGACAGUACCCCAAGCCGAGGUGAUGAAAGGUGAUGAUGACGACAAUAAUGAUUGUUAUGGUGAUGGUGAUGAUGAUGAUGAUGAUGAUUGUUAUGGUGAUGAUGAUGAAGAAGGUGUUGACAAUUUUGCCAGUGCUAACACUUUGCAUUAAACCAGUAUCGUGUACUUGCGGAUAGAACCAGGACAGAACCAGGACAGAACCAGGACAGCUCACCUUUUAAUUAUUACACUAUAGAACCAGAAUACUGUAAAGCCCCACCGCACUAGCUUGGCCGGGAGGGAUUAGACCUCCCUGCAUGGUCACUGACAGGUGGUUAUCUCAUCAAAUCAGCUCUCAAUUAAUAGAAGAAAAAGGGGACCAUGGGGUACCAAUGGUCACCGAUUAGGCAUUGUUUGCUAUAUAGAGGGCGCAAGUAGCUAUAAGUAGUGCAGUGGGGCUUUAAUAGAUGUAUAUCUGUGAGUGUUGUACAGUCAAGCUGAGGUAAUCAUCACGAACCCAGUGAUGAAAAAGAUGAAAAUGCCUGCUUCGCGAAUUUACAUUUUACGUAUGGCAUUUCUUUAGGAUAGGCGGCAUAGCCCUUUGACGAUUACACGUAGAAGAAGAAGAAUUAGUGACAGUCUGAUAGCACAAAUGCAUCAUCAGAAAAAAUGUACAUUUGCGUUUGUUGAAUCAAACACAUUUUCCUUCUGAUUUUGGUCAUUCAAUUGAUGUACAGGUAUAUGUAAAAAUAAACAGUCAUCUCCGUACUGUACAUAUGUGCACAACCCAUCAUAUACAUAUAUGACUUCAGUGCCUCUCUGUACACUUUGAAAGAUACAUGUAUUAGCAAUGAAAUGCCAAUAAUCUGUGUUGUUCAUAUUGUAUAUUGAAAGAUACAUGUAGAGAAAGAGUAAUGUAAUAAACUACAUUAUACUUUACUGUAUAGGCAUUGCAACCAAAAAGAAAAUACAAAACAUUUCAAACCAUUAGACAGAAUUGAAGCUAUUUUUAGGACAACAGAAUGUCAAAAAAGUGUUAUAAUUGCACUGGUCCUCAUGAUGGUUCUUAAACUGUGCAACAGCAAAUGGGGAGGUGAGGUAAAAAGCAUACUAACCAAUUCUUUAUGUUUAAGACUGAUAGGUAGAUUGAUAGUUUAUUGGUAAACACUCCCUAAGCGCAUAGUGUAGUAAUUAAUUGUAAAUUAGUACUAAUUAUUUAAAGAGCUGUAACUUAUGAGUGAAGGUUGGAAUAUACUAUAAGCAUAAAGUUAACGUCAUGGACACACACUGCUGUACAGAUAUAUUUUUAUGUCCACACAUAUGAUUGAAAUAGUUUAUUCAGCUUAGUCGCUUCUACUUGUGUAUUUGAAGCUGUGUAAAAGAGAUAGAGAGAGAUGAUAGUGAUGAAUUCAUACGAGCAUAAUUUUAAGAGAUAUUGUAUAUUUAAUUUGUUAUAUUUUGUGCUGCUCAGUUAUACAUACAUGUAGUUCUCACAAAUAGUCACAUACAAUAGCAUUUGUGAAUAAGUGUGUCACACUUCAAAUAUUCUUUGAAGCUGUACUUCAAGACAAUUGAUUUAACAGCAGCUUAUUUUUGCAAUGGAAAUGGGAUGUAUGAAGCCAUUCAGUGAUAGACGCUGACUGUGUCCACAUAUCUAUUCAACACUGUAUGAUUUGAAGGAAUAGAUACAUGUAUGUCCGACAUCUCAAAAGGAAAAAGGAAAUUACUUGUGCAUUGUAUGGCAUUGUUCAUUGUUUUUCAACAUGUUCAUUACAAAGCGUCACCAUUGUUAUUUUGAAUGAUUGCAGACUUUAUCUAUCAGAAAAUAGUGGAAUAGAUCUUAGAUACUGAUUGUAGCAUGAAAGAAAUAAAGAAAGAAAAAUUAUGUGCAAUUUAUUGAUGUAGAUACUUAUUUUAUCUGGCAUUCAAAUUAUCUGCCAUGCUGGUGUAAUGAAUUAACAAUAGUUUAAGAGUAUUUGUGUUUUUUGUUCAUAUAAUAGUUUGUUAUUAUUUUGGGAUGUCACAGUAUUCUGUGUUAUUAAUCGUCAAAGAUUCUAUAAUUUGUUUUAGAGGCGGUCCCCUAUUGUUCAGGAUUUAAUUUUAAGAGACUUGUAUUUGAAUAAGUUUUGUUUGUAGAUGGUUCACAUUCCAAGAAAAGUUUGCCUGCAGAGAGCUGGAAGGGUGCUAGAUCUUAUAGUUUCCCAAGAGUUAACUCCCUUCUACCUCUAAAUAGACAUGUUAUGAUAAAUAUUAGGAUCGUUUAGCAUUUAUUAAUCUCCUUUCAUGUACAAGCUCAAACCUGUUUGUAAAUCGAUAAUUGUCCAUUACAAUAAUACCUCUGAUGUGAAGCUUGAUUUUCAACCUCAUACACAAAGAUUUAUAUCAAAUUGAAGUUCCAGGCAAUCAAAUAUAACAGACUUUAGCCAAUCAGAACCAACCCUUUAUCAACUGAUGGCACAAAUCUUGAUCCUGAUUGGUCAAUGUACAUGCAAGGAAUGCUGUAAAUGCAUUCAAAAUCAUAUUUCAUGUAGCAGGGUACUCUUCUGCUAGGUGAUUUUCGCUAGUCGAAUUUUACAAAGACGGAAGUAAAAGGUAGAAAUUAGCUGACAUGUUUACUUGUUAUUCUAUAAUGGAUCUAGAUGCUUUUCAGUUUUGAAUAGUUGAUAGCAUUUUCAAAUUUUGAGUUAUGGUCAUGAUUUUGUAAAUGUAAAUUCAACUUGGUGUCUUUAUUUGGAUCAUAAUGUUUUCCUGCUUGAAUCCUAUUUCCAAUACUAGUGGUGCUUAUAAGGAGAAGAUAUCUUAACAUAAUUCAGAUGUAGGUGUGUGUGGAAUGCAUAAUAUACCUAAGAUAGAAGUGAUCAAGCAAUGUUCGCUUUAAAAGUUUAGUAGAGAAGACAAAGUGUAUUCUUUGAAUGUUUUUUUGUGUGUUCCUAAAUAUAAAUUGUAAAAGGGGAAAUAUUGUAUCAUUGACUUGAAGGUACAAUAUAUAACAUUUUGGACAUUGCCAGGUGGCUAAGCUGGCUAUGACAACUUAUUAAUCUUUGAAAAGUCAUCAAAAGAUUAUAUUAAAAAAAGGACACAAGACAUGUCAUAGUAUUGGUGUGUUAGUUGUAACACCACAUGUAAAUAAAUGUACACAAAAGCAGAACUUACUAGCUCUAUAUUGGUAAAGCAAUAUUCUUAUCCAUGUAUUUAUCCACAAAAUUUCCUUUACUGUAGUAUGUCCUAUUCAUUCAUGUCUUGUUGUCAACUAACUACAUAAACUGCAUUUCUUCUUUGUUGAUGUUUAUUUUCCUAUUAGUUUAAUCAUAUUUUGAAUAGCAUGUCAGAUGGUGACCUUUGACAUUGGGUAGUGAUUGAACCACUCAUGUAUAAAUGGAAUGAAAUGAUAUAGAAUGAUUCAAUCAUUGUGAUUAUAUUUCAUUAUUAAAUGUCAGGCACAUUAUUGUGAUUGCCCCACAGGCUCAUGAAAUGGGGCAGAUAUAAAAAGAAGAAUAUGAAAUGUA